GUAAAAGUCUAAAUGGUACAGUCUGCGGAGGGGCUUACAUAUUUGGAAUCACAUCCAACUGUAGACUUCCACGCUUCUGAGUGUGAAAAGAGGACAACGAACAUGCGCUGACUGUGUUAAGAAAGCAAUCGUGACCCCUUUGCUGACACUAUUGAGUCGUUUCAUUUGUAGGUAGGGCGCGCGGAAUCACAGUUCCUCAGUUGCCACGGUUAUUACCUCAAGCGCAGCGCUUGCAGCGGGGAGAAAAGAGACUUGAGUAGAGCUCUGCGAAUUCAGUUUGUCUGUACUAUGGGCACAUUGUGUGGAAACUGACGGAUGCGCGUCAGAAUAUCUUGUUGGAUUUUGGCUUUCUUUGCGUCGCCAAUGCGAAAGGAAAUAUGCAGCGAAGCUUCGCCUUUCUCCUCACCAGUGUUGUAGGCUUUUGUUUAGGUUCAAGUUUUCCAAGUAAUAUUAAUAUAGGAGGAUUAUUCCCCACCGGCUCCCACGAAUAUGAGGUUUUUCGAUUUGCGCUUUCUCGACAUCAGGAUAUCCCUAAACUGGUACCACAAGUGGAUAUGGUCGAUACAGGGAGCAGCUUUGCCAUGACAUACGCAUUCUGCUCGCAGUUCUCCAAAGGAGUCUACGCCAUCAUUGGACUAUAUGACAAGAAGACCAUGAACAUGCUCAUGUCCUUCUGUGGAGCGCUUCACGUCUGCUUCGUCACUCCGAGUUUCCCCAUUGACACCAACAAUCAGUUUGUCAUCCAGCUUCGGCCGGAGCUGCAAGAUGCCUUGAUAGGUCUCGUGGAGCACUACAAGUGGAACAAGUUUGUCUACAUGUACAGCUCUGAAUCAGGUCUGACAGUUCUGCAGAAGAUCCUAGACACAGCCGCUGAAAAGACGUGGAAGGUGACCUCAGUAAACCUGGACAGCCUGACAGAGACGGCCUUUCUGAAGGUCAUUCAGGACCUGGAAAUUAAAAAAGACCACCGCGUCAUUCUAGACUGUGAGCUGGAGAGGCUCAACUCCAUCCUCAACCUGAUCGCAGCACAAAAGAAAAAUCUCAAAACGUACCACUUCAUCCUGGCAAACCUGGGCUUCAUGGAUCUGAAUCUGACGGAGUUUAAGAAGGGAGGUGCUAAUGUGACAGGCUUUCAGCUGGUGAACUACACAGACCCCCUUGUCAGCAGCACCAUACAGGACUGGUUGGAGUUUGACAGCAAGGAUCUAAAAAUUCCCAAAAGAAGACUGAAGUACACUGGAGCGCUCACCUACGACGGGGUGACUGUGAUGGCCACCGCCUUCCAGAACCUCAGAAAGCAGCGCAUUGACAUUUCGCGUCGAGGGAACGCCGGGGAGUGCCUGGCCAAUCCCCCGGCUCCCUGGGGCCAGGGCAUCGACAUCCAGAGAGCCCUGCAGCAGGUCCAAUUUGAGGGAAUAACAGGUCAUGUCCAGUUCAAUGACAAAGGCCAUCGGACCAACUUCACUGUCGACGUGAUAGAGCUUCAACCAAGUGGACCCAAAAAGGUGGGCUACUGGAACGAAAAAUAUGUCAACACGGCGACGUACUCCCCUUUCAACGAGACGCAACUUCUGAACAGGUCGUACGUAGUCACCACCAUCCUCGAGUCUCCCUACGUUAUGCUGAAGAAGAACCAUGAGAACUUUGAGGGAAAUGACAAGUAUGAGGGCUACUGUGUAGAGCUGGCAGCAGAAAUCGCCAGACAUGCCGGGUAUAACUACACGCUGGAGAUUGUGGGAGACGGGAAGUAUGGAGCCAAAGACGCCGAAACCAAGAUGUGGAAUGGUAUGGUGGGAGAGCUGGUCUAUGGUAAAGCUGAUGUUGCUGUGGCCCCUCUCACUAUAACUCUGGUGAGGGAGGAGGUAAUUGACUUCACCAAGCCCUUCAUGAGUCUGGGCAUCUCCAUCAUGAUCAAGAAGCCGACCAAGUCCAAGCCGGGGGUCUUCUCCUUCCUGGACCCGCUGGCCUACGAGAUCUGGAUGUGCAUCGUGUUCGCCUACAUCGGUGUGAGCGUGGUGCUGUUCCUGGUGAGCCGCUUCAGCCCCUACGAGUGGCACGGGGACGAUGCGGAGGACGGGGACGAGAUGCAGGGACACGGCCAGAACCAGUCGUCCUCCCCGCAGGCCGGCCAGUCCCAGGGCCAUCAGCAGCAGCAGCAGCAGCAGCAGCAGCCGGAGCACACCAACGAGUUUGGGAUUUUUAACAGCCUGUGGUUCUCCCUCGGAGCGUUCAUGCAGCAGGGCUGUGACAUCUCUCCAAGAUCUCUCUCAGGCCGUAUUGUUGGGGGUGUGUGGUGGUUCUUCACCCUCAUCAUCAUCUCGUCCUACACUGCCAACCUGGCAGCCUUCCUCACCGUGGAGAGGAUGGUCUCCCCCAUCGAGAGUGCUGAGGACCUGGCCAAGCAGACAGAGAUUGCCUAUGGUACACUGGAUGCUGGCUCCACCAAAGAAUUCUUCAGGAGAUCAAAGAUAGCCGUAUUUGAGAAGAUGUGGUCGUAUAUGAAGUCCGCAGACCCCUCAGUGUUUGUGAAAACUACCGACGAGGGAGUCGCCCGAGUUAGGAAGUCUAAGGGGAAGUAUGCUUACCUGCUGGAGUCUACCAUGAAUGAGUACAUUGAGCAGCGCAAGCCGUGUGACACCAUGAAGGUGGGGGGCAACCUGGACUCCAAGGGCUAUGGAGUAGCCACCCCCAAAGGAUCGCCUUUAAGAAUCCCCGUAAACCUAGCGGUGUUGAAGCUUAAUGAGCAAGCCAUCUUAGACAAAAUGAAAAACAAAUGGUGGUACGAUAAAGGGCAAUGUGGAAGCAAGGACUCCGGAAGAAAGGAUAAGACCAGUGCUCUGAGCCUCAGCAAUGUGGCCGGAGUGUUCUACAUCCUGAUUGGAGGCCUGGGGCUCGCCAUGCUUGUGGCCUUGGUCGAGUUCUGUUACAAGUCCAGGAUCGAGUCUCAGAGAAUGAAGCAAAUCAUUGACGCAGCCAUGCUGAGCUCCACGCUAAGCCGAAUCAGCGGUACGGGGAGUGGGGGUGAGAACGGACGCGUCGUCACCCACGACUUCCCCAAAUCCUCACAGACUCUCCCCUGCAUGAGCCAAGCAGCUGGCAUGGGCCUGAGCACCACGGGCAUGUGAUGGCCACCGUGGCCAACGCACAUCAGGCGACUCUAAGAGGGAGAAAUGGAGAGAGUGGGAGAGAGAGAGAAAGAGAGAGGGAGAGAAAGAGAGAGAGAGAGAGAGAGUGUGUGUGUGUGAGAUAAAGAGAGAGAGGAAGAAAAAAAAAGAAAAACGUUGCACUGCGGUAUUCCGCUCACCCACCACUGAACUACUGCCAAAUGGAUUCACUGACUGCUCUCUCUGGAUUCCUACAGGAAAGAUGAAGGGAAGAUCUCCAUUUUCUAAAAAAAACAACAACAAAAAACUGAAGUUUGGUCAUUUUUUGGAUCUCAUCUGCUGCAAUAAAGAAGCUGUUCUGAAGUUUUUUAAAAGGCAUACUUUUGUGGGAAAUGGAAAAAAAGGGAAGCUUGCCCCAAAAUGGUGACUCUUGCACUCUGCCAGAUCUGUUUCUCUUCUCUCCUUUGGUAUUUGAAAUACAGUCAUGCGCAAAUACUCUGCAUUGUCUGCCUUACCUUUUUGUCUGUUAAUGCCCAACCUCUUGGGCUGACAGUCCCGUGUCCCAAAUGAUUUUGCUUUUCUGCUAUGUCAAGCCCAAUUGUUUUGGAGGGCCACGUGCAAUGGAAAGGUAUUGUAUAAUGUGUUGUUUCAAUUCUGAUCCAAUUUUGGGAGCAGAUGGUGUAGGCUAGUUUGGGCUAGUUCCAUUGCACAUGAUCAAUGUCAUAAUGUCUUCCAUCUUAAUAUGAUUUCUUGUGUUACGUUGCAUCCCUUCACAGGAAAAAAUAUCUCAUGGAAAAUGUGCAGCCUUGUUGUUCCUUAAGCUUUGACUCUGCUUUUCUAAUAACCUUUUUUUUUUUUAAUUAUGAAGGAAGUCAUUAUUAAGAAGGAAUAGGAAGCUAUUCUCUUCUUCAUUAUUUUAUGUCACACAUUGAUAGAUGCAUCCCCUCUGACAGUAUUUGAAGUGAAUCAGUUGUGACUUUGAGGAUGCUUGCCAAACGGCCAACUGUCUGGCUUUUGUGUGUGUUACACUGCAGCCAUGGUGUACAAAGGGAGGCCGAGAGCACAACAGAGACAGCAUGUUACAAAAGACAAACAGAGCAGAUUUAGAGCCAGAGCCAUAUUAUUUAUUUACAAUUGUCUUCACAAAAUUGUUUUACAAUGCUUAUGAUCUGUUCUUUCAGUCUGUCUAUUUAGAUGUUUGGCAGUGGAAUUAUGUUUAUUUUAUAUUGACCAUUUUCAGUGUAUGUGAAAACAACGGCACGCAUUUUGGGUUUUGAACAUGGCCAACAUUAAUUUGAUGCUUUGAUAGGAUAGUAUGGAAACACAUUUUGGCAAACAGGAUAGGGGCAUUAAAUCAGUUUGUUUAGACUCAAUAGUGUUUGUUUACCCCUACACAAUACGUCAAAUUGUUAGCCAACCAAAUUACGGGCCUAUUUAAAUAUUUACAGUGAAUCAGCGAUGACAAGAUGUUCACUCUCAGUUAUUCAGCAUCUCACAGGAGCUUCGUCGGCAAAUACGUCAAACCACCAUUAAUCACUUCCCUUCUCAUUCCACACUUCCACGACCCCACCCCCCCACCCUCACCCUCCAACAACCAUUCCAGUGUAGUUGAAGCUGCAUCUGAGGCAGCAAGGGAAAGCUUCUGACUGCUGACAUUACUGUGACAAGGUCCACAAUGGUAAACAGUAGUCCCUCUUCAGUGCCAAUCUUCCUAACUUGCUCCAUAUUUAAAACUAUGAGUUAUGAGCACAAACACUACAGUUCUAAACACGACACGUUAUUUUGCCAUGCCAGGUUCUAUUUUGCCAUUACGAGCGAGCAAAUGUGUUGAAUUGGUUCAAAAAGUGGUUUCUUUCUGUAUCUUUUCCUCCUUGAAGUAAUUGAGCAUAGCACAAUUGUAGAGAGAGUGUCACAAACACAAAGGGUUUUUUCAUACUUGAAUGGAUUUGUAUUAACAAUAAUAAUAACUGAAAAUAAAUGAUAUAAAUAAUGAAUACCUGUAUGAUAUAUUUGUGCAGAUAAACUAAUUAUUUUGUUGAAGUGGUUUUGAGUCAGCUCUGUUAUGAGUUUUUGGUUUUAGUCCUGUAUUUGUAGUGAAAUUCUUUUUGGUUUGAUGCUCUCUUUUCCUUUCAUGUUGAAAUACGAGUCCUUAAUUUUGUGUUCGCAUCAGACUCACAAAAAUACCUUUUAGAAAAAUGACAGCAAGAUGUGCGUUGCAUUGUGAUGGGGAAAUGUUGACGAGGAGUGAUCAAAAAAUAAAAUAUGAACUCUUUUCUAAACACA
Clupea harengus (Atlantic herring) is the source of this 5387-nucleotide messenger RNA. Its product is annotated as glutamate receptor 1. The record is from RefSeq and is a predicted model, not a curated record. Gene Ontology annotation, molecular function: ligand-gated monoatomic ion channel activity. Lineage: Eukaryota; Metazoa; Chordata; Actinopteri; Clupeiformes; Clupeidae. Gene Ontology annotation, cellular component: membrane.